UGGUUCUGUGACAUCACAGAAGCAGUUUGCUAUAUAAGGCCAUGGCUCAGGUGGGUCUGCUGUGGGUGGAAGGAGACUCUGAGAGAGAGUGGAGAUUGACGCUGACGUCAAUUUGGUGCUAUGGGGAGCAGAAGACAUCGUGACACUGUGCCAGGCGGAGGUCCUGGAGACUGUAGCGAGGGAACAUCUUGGCUGGGCCUCACAACCAGCAGGUCUAGUUAUCAACUCGAAGACAACUAUGAGGUGCUGGACUUCAUUGGCCAAGGCAGCUAUGGCAAGGUGUUUGUAGGGCGACACUAUGGCACAUACAAGCAGGUCGCCAUAAAGGAAUUAAACAAGGCAAAGGGGCAAGCGGCCUACAUUGCAACGGAGAUUGCCAUACUGAAGGACCUUCAACACCCUAACAUCACACAGCUGCUGGAGGUAACAGAAUCCAAGGAAAAAGUACAUCUUGUACUAGAAUUCGUGGAGGGGCAUGACCUGGGGCAACUGCUCUUCUGCGGCAAAAGGAUGAGGCUGUACGAGGAGGAUGCCCUGAGUAUAUUCCAAGACAUCUUGGAAGGAGUAAAUUACUGCCACAGGCAGGGUAUCGUACAUGGGGACCUCAAGCCCGAAAAUGUUUUGAUCAACAACUAUGGCCGAGCUAAAGUAUGUGACUUCGGGUUCGCAUUCCGGUUCGUCCCCGGGCAGGAGCUGAGCGCGCCUGGUGGGACGCCAGCCUAUUCUGCCCCGGAACAAAUCCUGUAUCCCACCUAUGAAGGCCCUCCUGUGGAUGUCUGGGCCCUCGGGGUAAUAUUAUAUGAGAUAAUCACAGGGAGGCGUCUCUUCUCUGGAAAGCCUCCAGAGAUAAAUGAGGACAUAAUCUAUGGGAUUGUGCGUUACCCAGACUUCGUAUCUACGAAUGUGAAAUACUUGAUAGGAAAAAUCAUGAACAGGAGCGCCAAAAGGCGACCAACAGCGCAGGAGCUGCUGCAUGAGCUGUGGCGCCAGGGUGUCCAGCCCCAAAGUCCUUCUGGGCCGCUCCCUUUGUCUGCCAAGAGGGCCAUUCUAACCCACAUGGCAGAGAUGGGUUUCGAUCAACUUGAAGUGAUGGACACCCUCAGAAAAAAAGAAUAUAACCACCUUAUGGCAACAUUCUUACUGCUACAAAGCUGGGCCCUCGAGGGACGGGACUUCAGAAAAGUGGGGAGGACUGCACAAGAGGGUACAGACCAAACAUCAUGGUGCCCUACAGGUCCCGAACUGUCACCUUACGAUCUGUAUAUGGCCAGCGAGCCUGUCCCCUGCACUGAUGGCUUAUUCUGCGGACUGAAGACCCACGGAGAACAGGGUGGCAGAAGCUCCCUGCCGCCCAUGGCCACCCAGAGGACCACAACUCCCAAUGUGUACCCAAAGCGUUCCCCUACCUGCUCGUCCUCCCAGUCUGGCCCUUCCGAUCCCAGCCUGUCCUCCCAGUCUCCUGGCCCUGCCGCGCCCAACCUGGCCUCUGAGACUGUCCCUGACACAACCAGCAUGUACUGCCAGCCUGGCCCAGCCGCUACCAGCCAGGCCUACCACCAUGGCCCUGAUGCUCCCAGCCUGACCUCCCAGACUGGCCCUGCUGCGCGCAGCCUGGCCUCCGACACUGUCCCUGCCGCAAACAGCGUUUACUACCAGCCUGGCCCAGCUGCUCCCAGGCUGGCCUCCCGGCCUGGCCCUGUCACACCCAGCCUAGCCCCUGAGACGGGGCCUGCUGUGCCCAGCGUGUACUGCCAGCUUGGCCCAGUCGAUACCAGCCUGGCCUACCACCAUUUCACCCGCUUGGCGGAAGAGGACGUUCUCAUUUAUAAUGUUUUCAUCCUCAAAAUCUAUGAUGUGGAUCCGAUUAUCACAUGUAAGAGACUGUGUCCCAACCAAAAACCGGAUGGCCUAUGUUUCUGCAGUCUGAGGUGUGAGAGCCCGUGCCUGGAGCUCCAGGCUGUAGAUCACCGGCGCAUCGUCCUCCAUGCUGCCCGGGUGAAUCACCUGCGGCUCGGGCACUCAAAUCCUCCCUAG
Messenger RNA from Fukomys damarensis (Damara mole-rat), 2034 nucleotides. Its product is annotated as putative sperm motility kinase W. Gene Ontology annotation, cellular component: cytoplasm. Gene Ontology annotation, molecular function: protein serine/threonine kinase activity; ATP binding. Lineage: Eukaryota; Metazoa; Chordata; Mammalia; Rodentia; Bathyergidae. The record is from RefSeq and is a predicted model, not a curated record. Gene Ontology annotation, biological process: protein phosphorylation; intracellular signal transduction. The coding region runs from base 121 to 2034 and encodes 637 amino acids. The transcript has 4 exons.